AUGUCGACCCUCCCGGUGCUGCCGGCAGAUGCCCUAUGUCUGACGUCGAAAGCGCUAUGCGACCUCGCCAGGCCUCGACUGUAUCGGAAGGUCACCAUCAACGUACUCGAUCCAUCGGAAGUCGCACGGUUCGAGAACUGCAUGGCCGAAGGUGCCCAAGCGCAUCUUGACGCUACAAGGAGCUUGACGUUGAUGGACAGCCUUCCCCCGGCAGAAGCUCCCGAGUUCCAGACCAAGCCGCAUCGACGCUUCGACCGUGAAGACAGGUUGACAUCUGCUCAAAGUAGCGCGAUAGAAGCGAUACUAGACUAUUUCCCUCCGGACUGCCUACAAUCUUUUCGGUGCGUCCUCGAUCUUCGGAAUGCUGCACAUGCCAGCCUGUCGCAUGCUCUCGUCAUAACCUCGCGGACUGUCAUGUUCCUCUCGACCCUACCGUUGCCGUCGAACAUAGCACGCGAAUUUUUCCUUAAACAAAUGGGCACAUUAACACACGUACACCUAAGACUCGAGGACCUAUUUCAAUUACAAUACCUCGACUGUGUGCGAACUGCGGACCUCUGGCUCCCCCAUCCAGAAGAAACCUGGUCGGAAUUGGAGGAAGAGAACUUUCUGGACUCCCUGGAGGACAUCGGCAAGUAUAAGGAUCUGGAGAGACUGUACCUUGGAACCAAGUUUGAUAGGUAUUCACACGAUCUUAGCCGAAGACUCGCCGAAACCUUUUCGUCUCUAGACGAAUCGUAUGGGCGCCUAGAGAAGCUUCGCCAACUUUCAAUAUCCGGAAUCCCUCUCGGCAUCGAUACAUACGGACUCAGCAAGAUUAUAUCGUUUCCUCAGCUCACACAUUUGACUCUUUGGGCAUGUUCCUGCAGCCAAAGGUUCAUCUCCAAUUUGGUACAUGAGCUUGGCGACCAGGACUUAUCGUUGAAACAUCUAGGACUGGAGCUAGUCGACGACGACGAGGUGGAAGACCCGGAUGAUGAUACUCCCUACGAAGAGGACGAUGACGCCGUCGAAGAGUUGAUUAGCCGCUGUCCUGAAUUGAAAAGUCUGUGUUUGCAGUGGAGUGAUAGGGGGUGGAUAGAUUUCACGUUGGAGUCCUUCAAGCAAAUUCUGGCGAUUGUUGGACAGCAGCUUGUUGUUCUCUCGAUACACAUGUGGGACACUAGAGGGCGCUUAGAUGACAGCGAACCACCAUUUUGGGAAGAGAUAUCUCUAGCAUGUCCAAACUUGGAACAACUCGCGUUCAAUCUUAGCUCAGGUAUAAUGUUGAAUUACAAAGGCGGGUUCGAUCCAGACUUGUCACCCAUCUGCAAAUUGACCAAGCUACGCACCCUUCAACUUCGGGAAAGGUGGGGUCACGACUGCUGCAAUUUCGGAGAGGAGAGUGACGAUGUUUAUGGAGACAUCGAGCGCCAAGCUCAUCUAUUUGCAAAAGAUUUCUUUGCGCAUCUAGAAAACCAAUCUAGCUGUCCAUCCCUGGACACGCUCGUACUGGGCAUGGAAAACCAGGUCACGAACAGCAAAGAAUUACAGGUCAGAAAUCGCGGAAAAGAGAUGCCGCCCGCGCGUUGCUUCCGCCGAACACGCAAGAUUCGUGAUGAUGAAAGCACGCGCAGCGAAUCCCUUCCCAUAUCUUUGGCAGAGUGCCGAGCGACAAGUGACUACACAGAGGUUCUCGACUGGUACACCGGCUAUCUCCAAAUCGACUUCAACGCCCUCCUCGACGGGUCUUUAGGUAACCUACCCGCGAUCUGGAUUACCUCCCACAGUCUUCUUGCCGAGGCCGCGCCAUCUUCAAACCUCACGGUUUCUUCUCGCGAAGAUCGUACCGACAAGGAGAAUGGCCUUGUCGCCGCUGCCUUCAUCAGCUCCCUGCUGAUUCCUGCUGCGACCGGCAUCGCAGACAACGGCGUCACUGGGGGUCUUUGCAACGCUAUCAUAAAUGGAGCAGGGGGCAUGGCUGGCGCCGUUGUUGGUCAAGAGGCCGGCAAAACACUUUACCCACAAGGUAACGGCACCGAUGGAAAUGGCACAUCGGCUCCAGAGAUGGAGCAAGGCAUUGUUCCUGGUGCGUUUAUUGGUAGCGUCGUUACCAACAGUCUUGGAACUGCUCUGGCUAAGAGUAUCUGCGACAAAUUUCUCCCCGAUGUUGAAGACGUCAUAAAGGAGGCUGAAGCUGGAGUUGCGGGUCGGGUCGCUAACUCACUGAAUCGCGGUCUCAAAGAAGUUUUGGUGAGCCAACUAGAAGACAUGGGGGUCGAGACCGCGCGGGCAGUACAGUUUGCAAGUCAAAUGGAAGAGACGAUUCGCUUGGUCGACAGUACCGGCAGUCUGGCCACAGCUUUCGAAUACCUCAAUCGCGAACUCGCAACCAACACCGCAGAGCUGGCCGAAGCUGUAGGAGCCAAACUAUUGAACAAGCCAGCAAUCAGCAACCUCGUUCAACUAAGCCACAACACGCUCGCCAAUCUACCAGUCGCAGGUGUAGACGGCAUUGCGCUGUUGCCGUUCGACCCUGCUGCCGAUCCCAUAGGAAUGAUGGCUAAGUUCACCAACCAUUACAGGAAUACCAUGGAGUUUGCCAAAACUCUAGGCGGGAAGAUCAAAGAAGGCGCGAACCGCGUUUCCCCUGCUUUGGAUACAGUGUCCCAGUCGGUUGAGUCAGCUAUGCAAGGUGUCGACUCCAUCAUUCCGGGCACGGCAAACAGACUGAUCAAGGAUGCUACUGUCUUCCGAACCCUUUCGACGCUCUAUUCCACCAUGGAGGUCAUGGUAGCGGCCACAGUAGCGGCCACCAUACUGCUCCCGGAUCAACUCACGGCGGCAACGGCGAAUCACACUGUGCUCAAGCCACGGUGA
Messenger RNA from Alternaria ethzedia, 2859 nucleotides. RefSeq lists its product as uncharacterized. Bases 1 to 2859 code for a protein of 952 amino acids. The transcript has 6 exons. Lineage: Eukaryota; Fungi; Ascomycota; Dothideomycetes; Pleosporales; Pleosporaceae. The record is from RefSeq and is a predicted model, not a curated record.